Messenger RNA from Mauremys reevesii (Reeves's turtle), 2396 nucleotides. RefSeq names its product tigger transposable element-derived protein 1-like. NCBI's taxonomy places the organism in Eukaryota, Metazoa, Chordata, Testudines, Geoemydidae. Bases 636 to 2396 code for a protein of 586 amino acids. Gene Ontology annotation, cellular component: nucleus. The transcript has 3 exons. The record is from RefSeq and is a predicted model, not a curated record. Gene Ontology annotation, molecular function: DNA binding.
GCGCUGUUUUGGGGAGGGCUGGCUCCGUGGCUCGGGCAGACGGACUGACGGCCGGGCGGCUGGCUGCACCCCCGGUGACACUGCAGAAGGUUGAUUGAUGCUGCAUGACCCCAACCACUCCAGGCUGAAGGGAGUGAAGAUUAGCAAGUGCAUGCACCAUCCGGAGGAGGGAGUGGUGCACUCCAGCAGGCCGGGAUAGCACGGGUUCAUCAUCACCUUCAGUUUCUGCAGGGAAGUGUUUGCAGCCACUGCCGUGAGUCUGUUGUGUUUCCUCCCUCCGUCUGUGCUGCCUUGUAGAGUGUGAGGCUACAUUAACAACAACGUGUGAACCCUUGAGGGUUCAGCCAAGUGCUAGUUCGUCAUUUAGCAGUAAGGCAUUCCCUGAGAAAUAUCCCACCUGAUAUCAACAUGCUGCUUUAGGAGAAGUUCAUGAGCAGAUCUGCGGACAACCCUCUGAUUAGUGACUGAACGGAGAUUUGGGGAAAGGGGAGCUGCUGCUAACGUGCAUGAGCAAGAAACAGAAGGGGCUCAAGGAGCUGACAGAGGACAUUGUUCCAGUGACCCUGUGCAAGUCUGUUUUAAAUAUAAUGGUGGAUUGCUUGUUGUGAUUGUACUGUACAGUAUCACCCAGCAUCAUGAGUCAAAAACGCCAAGCAAGUCAUAGUGGAGUGCUUAGUAGUAGCAGUACCACUAGCAGUAAGAAAACCAGGAAAACCAUUAGUUUGGAUACUAAAUUAGAUGUUUUAAGGCAUUUUGAUGCAGGUGAGCGUGCGGUAGACAUUGGCAUCACUCUAGGUCUUACUCCGACCACUGUGAGAACAAUUCGAAGUAAUGCCGACAAGAUCAGGGCUAGUGCUCGGUGUGUAACACCGCUUAGUGCUACUAAAAUAAGUCGAUCAAGAAGUAGUUUGAUGGAAAACAUGGAGCGUCUUCUCUCAGUGUGGAUAGAGGACCAAAACCAGCGGAACAUACCUCUAAGUUUGCCUGUGAUACAAGCUAAGGCAAAAAGUUUGUAUGACAAAUUAAAGAGAGACCAAGGUGAAGGAUCACAGACAGAGAUGUUUAUGGCAAGUCGGGGAUGGUUUGAUCGGUUCAAGAGGCGCUUCCACCUGCACAACAUGAAGAUGUUCGGUGAGGUGGCUAGUGCCGAUACCGCAGCAGCUAAAAAAUUCCCCGAGUAUCUCAAGAAAAUAAUUGAGGAAGGUGGCUAUUCACCUAAGCAAGUCUUCAAUGUCAAUGAAACGAGCCUCUAUUGGAAGAGGAUGCCUGAACGGACUUACAUUUCCCGAGAGGAGAAGACAGCGCCUGGAUUUAAAGCAGCUAAAGACCGCCUAACCUUGCUUCUAGGUGGUAAUGCUGCCGGAGACAUGAAAAUGAAACCGCUGACAGUGUACCAAUUCAAAACACCACGAGCUCUCAAGGGAUAUUCAAAGGAAGACCUUCCAGUCAUUUGGAGAUCCAAUAAGAAGGCAUGGAUAACUGGAGCUAUUUUUUCAGAAUGGCUGACUUUCUAUGCUGUCCCUGCAUGGAAGGAAUACUGUGCCAACGAAAAUCUUGAUUUCAAGAUUUUAUUACUUAUUGAUAAUGCACCAGCUCAUCCAAUCAACCUGGACAACCUGUGCAAAAACGUCAAAGUUGUCUUUCUGCCACCUAACACCACAUCACUCAUCCAGCCCAUGGACCAAGGAGCCAUUGCUGCAUUUAAGGCGUAUUACUUACGCCGUACUUUCGACCAGCUCAUCAGAGGCACUGAUGGAGAAGGCAAGCCUACAAUUCGGCAGUUUUGGCGUGACUACAACAUCCUCAAGUGCAUCAAUAACAUCGGUGAGUCCUGGGCUGAAGUUACUCAGGCAUGCAUGAAUGGUGUGUGGGGGAAGUUGUGGCCUGAAUGUGUCAAUGACGUAAAAGGAUUAAAAGAUGUUGUUCCCGCUAUGAAGAAAGAUAUUCUCAGCUUGGCCAAGAAAGCAGGUUUUGAUGAGGUGGAAGAAGCUGACGUUACACAACUUCUGCAGUCACAUGGAGAAGAGCUAACCAAUGAAGAUCUGAUGCAACUAGACAUGAUGAGAGCAAUGGAAGACGAGGGCCAAGCAGUAAAAGAACCACCAACCCAUCGAAAUUUGACUACCAAACGUCUUUCUGAAGCUUUCCAAAUGAUUGAAGCUGGCUUGCAGAUCCUUAGUGAUAACGAUCCUGACAGGGAACGCAGCUCCAAAGUGAUUAGGGGAGUUGGUCAUCUAAUGACUUGCUAUAAAGAAAUUUACCAAGAAGAAAAAAGGAAACCAAAACAACCAUCUCUAGAUAUGUUUUUUCAAGUUGUGACAGUUAAGGAAGAACAAAAUGAUCUGAUAAUUAUCAUUAUCGAUGAUCACUUUUCUGCUGAUAACGUAUAUUUAUAG